AUGUCUCCCUUUUCCAAAUCUUCGUCUAAAUACUCUCGAACAGGAUGCACUCCUGAUCAGGCAGAGGCUAUCGUUGAUCUGCGCCCUUUCGAAUCGAUUGACGAUCUCAACACUAAGCUUGGACAGGGGAAGAAGAAGGCUGGUCCAGGUGGUCUUAGUCCUAAACUAUUCGAGGAUUGCAAAACAAUAUUGAAAGGCUAUGGGCAAGUCGAUGCUGUCCUCGAGGAUUGCGAACGGAUAGGUGCUGGUCUUAGAGCUGCCAUCGCCACAUGGACGACAUCAGGGAAAGGGAAAGACAAGGCAGACUCUUCUGAAAAUGGGGAAACCGAUGGGGCUUUGAGCCUCUUGAAGGAAUACCAACUGCUAGGCGUGAAUUGGCUCAAUUUGCUUUACCGCCGUAAACUCAGCUGCAUUCUGGCAGACGAGAUGGGUCUUGGAAAAACUAUCCAAGUCAUCAGUUUCCUUGCGUCCAUGAAGGAACAAGGGAAUAAAGGGCCUCAUCUCAUAGUGGUACCUUCAUCAACUCUGGAGAACUGGUGUCGAGAGUUUGCCCGAUUUGCCCCAUCAAUAUCUGUUCAAACCUAUUAUGCUGGGAAAGAAGAGCGAUCCAUGCUCCGCCAGACAUUGACGGAUACCCAGCGGUUGGGCUGGGAAGUUCUCAUUACAACUUACAACUUGGCCCAAGGGGACGAUCGCGACCGGAAAUUCUUCCGCAGGAUAGAUUGGAAUUGCUGCAUCUAUGAUGAAGGUCAUGUUUUGAAAAACUUUCAGUCGCAACGAUAUCAGUCAUUAUUGAAGUUUGGAUCCAAUUGGAGACUUCUCCUCACGGGAACACCUUUGCAGAACAACCUGCAAGAACUUGUUUCGCUGAUGAAUUUCAUCCUGCCUGAUCAAUUCGCUACUGCAUUGGGCGAUCUCAGGGCCAUUUUCAAGGUCAAAGGAGACUCAACGGUUUCUUUGCUUUCGCAAGAGCGAAUCUCGCGGGCCAAGAAAAUGAUGACACCUUUUGUUCUCCGGCGGCGCAAGGAUCAGGUGCUGAAAGACCUUCCUAACAAGACGGAAAGAAUUGAAUGGUGCGACAUGACGGAACUUCAGAGGUCCAUCUAUACGGACGCACUUCAACGGUCGCGAAAGACACUCCUCGACGCACCCACACCUGCUGACACCGUCUAUCUCGAGAACAGCUCGAAUGUUCUGAUGGAUCUGCGCAAGGCAGCUUCGCACCCUAUGUUGUUCCGCACGCGGUUUACCGACGAUGUGUUGAGCGGUAUAACUCGCCAGCUCCUCAAAGAGCCGGAUUUUAAGAAGCGUGGAGCGUUGUUUGAUUUGGUGAAGGAAGACAUGUCGGUUAUGACGGAUGCUGAGCUUCAGAUCUUUUGCGCGUCGUACAAGUCUACGCGAAAGUACCUACAGGACGAGAAUUGUUAUCUCGAUGCGGGGAAGGUCCAAACACUCCUCAAGCUUCUGUCUACGUACGAUAGGGAGGGUAGGAAGGUUCUAAUAUUCUCUCAGUUCACUCAAAUCCUGGACAUCCUUCAAGCAGUGUUGAACAACAACAAGAUCAAGUACCUCAUUCUCACAGGUAGUACGCCUGUUGAUGUUCGACAAACGCUGGUGGAUGAGUUUACGGAGGACGAGACCAUUCCUGUCUUCCUACUGUCGACUAAAGCUGGGGGGAUGGGGAUAAAUUUGACUGCUGCAUCUGUUGUAGUCAUGUUCGACCAGGAUUUCAACCCCCACAACGACCGUCAAGCCCAAGAUCGCGCAUACCGGAUAGGUCAAAAGCGGGACGUAGACGUCGUCAAGCUCAUUUCACGAGGCACUAUUGAGGAGGACAUGCUAAAGCUCGGCCAGACUAAGCUGGCACUGGACGAAGCCGUUGCGGGGGAUAACGGUGAAGAUAAUGACGAAAGUGCCCCUGAGAAGGCCAUGAAAACUUCAUUGAUGAAUGUGCUGAGGCGGCAAUUUGAAAAGCAGCAGGAGGAUGGUGGAAAUGGAACAUCGGUUGGAGGGACGUAG
Messenger RNA from Laccaria bicolor S238N-H82, 2019 nucleotides. RefSeq names its product SNF2 family DNA-dependent ATPase. The coding region runs from base 1 to 2019 and encodes 672 amino acids. Lineage: Eukaryota; Fungi; Basidiomycota; Agaricomycetes; Agaricales; Hydnangiaceae. Gene Ontology annotation, molecular function: ATP-dependent chromatin remodeler activity; ATP binding; chromatin binding. The transcript is spliced from 12 exons. Gene Ontology annotation, cellular component: nucleus. The record is from RefSeq and is a predicted model, not a curated record.